Molecule: messenger RNA, 6928 nt
Organism: Scatophagus argus
Lineage: Eukaryota; Metazoa; Chordata; Actinopteri; Scatophagidae
Product: mucin-2-like
Exons: 4
Coding region: 638-5749 (1703 amino acids)
Source: RefSeq, a predicted model, not a curated record
AGGUUUUGAAUGAGUGACAGUUUUGGCUUUGGCAAGAGCUCAUAAGUGCAAUAGCAUGCAGAAAACGCACACUGCUGACGGAGAUGUACUUCCCCUCCAUUUAAAUUACAGUAAAUAAGAACCAGCCGAAGUAUUUUUAAAAUACCUGUGCCAAAUACCACAUUGAGUGUUAGUAAUCUCGUGAAAAUGUCUGUUGAAAUCAAAUACAUUGUGCACCCAAGACUCACUAAUGACUCUACUCUGGCUAAGCAUGUCCCAUCUUGGUUUCAGCUUACAAGGUGAAGUCUCAUUCUUUCAGAAAACAGUAAUUUCACUAAACAUUCAUGCCCCUUAAGACCGUUCAGCCUUACUGGCUCCCUCAAAAUGACAAAUACUAAUAGUUCUUGCUCGAUCGUCAGCCUAAAGCCGCGUGGUUCAGCUUCACCAAUUGAUGUGCUUAUGAUGAUGUUUUUGGUGUCCAGUAUUUAGUAUACAUGUGUGCCAGUCCGUGACCUGGUUUUUCAGGUUAUGUCAAACGCCCCUGUCACUAGUGCCUUGUCACCUCCUCCACCAGGGAGGGAUAACUCGCAAAUUAAAUGCAACGUGGAGUGACAAUCUCACCGACUUGUCUGUACUUGGUGUGGUGACAAGUGACACCAUGGAAAUUAAAAUCCUUUGUUGGAUAUUUUUGCUUGGAUAUUUAAAUACAUCCUGCGGACAAGUGCUAACCAACACAACUGAGGGAACAACCACAGCUGUGCCUCCAACCGACACAACUGAGACGACCACCACAGCUGUGCCUCAAAGCAAUGCAACUGAGACAACCACCACAACUGUAACUCCAACCAGUGCAACUGACACAACUGAGAUGAGCACCACAACUGUGCCUUCAACCACUGCAACUGACGCAACUGAGACAACCACCACAGCUGUGCCUCCAACCAGUGCAACUGAGACAACCACCACAGCUGUGCCUCCAACCAGUGCAACUGAGACAACUACCACAGCUGUGCCUCCAACCACUGCAACUGCCGCAACUGAGACAACCACCACAGCUGUGCCUCCAACCACUGCAACUGAGACAACCACCACAGCUGUGCCUCCAACCAGUGCAACUGAUGCAACCGAGACAACCACCACAACUGUGCCUCCAACCAGUGCAACUGAGACAACCACCACAGCUGUGCCUCCAACCAGUGCAAAUGAUGCAACCGAGACAACCACCACAACUGUGCCUCCAACCAGUGCAACUGACGCAACUGCGAUGAGCACCACAACUGUGCCUCCAACCACUGCAACUGACGCAAAUGAGACAACCACCACAACUGUGCCUCCAACCACUGCAACUGAUGCAACUGAGACAACCACCACAACUGUGCCUCCAACCACUGCAACUGAGACAACCACCACAACUGUGCCUCCAACCACUGCAAUUGAUGCAACUGAGACGGCUACCACAACUGUGCCUCCAACCACUGCAACUGACGCAACUGAGAUGAGCACCACAACUGUGCCUCCAACCACUGCAACUGACGCAACUGAGACAACCACCACAACUGUGCCUCCAACCACUGCAACUGAGAUAACCACCACAACUGUGCCUCCAACCACUGCAACUGACGCAACUGAGACAACCACUACGACUGUGCCUCCAACCACUGCAACUGAGACAACCACCACAACUGUGCCUCCAACCAGUGCAGCUGAUGCAACUGAGACAACCACCACAACUGUGCCUCCAACCACUGCAUCUGAUGCAACUGAGACAACCACCACAGCUGUGCCUCCAACCACUGUAAAUGAUGCAACUGAGACAACUACCACAACUGUGCCUCCAACUACUGCAACUGAAACGACCACCACAGCUGUGCCUCCAACCACUGCAACUGAGACGACUACCACAACUGUGCCUCCAACCAGUGCAACUGACGCAACUGAGAUGAGCACCACAACUGUGCCUCCAACCACUGCAACUGACGCAACUGAGACAACCACCACAACUGUGCCUCCAACCACUGCAAAUGAGAUAUCCACCACAGCUGUGCCUCCAACCACUGCAACUGAUGCAACUGAGACAACCACCACAACUGUGCCUCCAACCACUGCAACUGAGACAACCACCACAACUGUGCCUCCAACCACUGCAACUGAGACAACCACCACAACUGUGCCUCCAACCAGUGCAGCUGAUGCAACUGAGACAACCACCACAACUGUGCCUCCAACCACUGCAUCUGAUGCAACUGAGACAACCACCACAGGUGUGCCUCCAACCACUGUAAAUGAUGCAACUGAGACAACUACCACAACUGUGCCUCCAACUACUGCAACUGAAACGACCACCACAGCUGUGCCUCCAACCACUGCAACUGACGCAACUGAGACGGCUACCACAACUGUGCCUCCAACCAGUGCAACUGACGCAACUGAGAUGAGCACCACAACUGUGCCUCCAACCACUGCAACUGACGCAACUGAGACAACCACCACAACUGUGCCUCCAAUCACUGCAACUGAGAUAUCCACCACAGCUGUGCCUCCAACCACUGCAACUGAUGCAACUGAGACGGCUACCACAACUGUGCCUCCAACCAGUGCAACUGACGCAACUGAGAUGAGCACCACAACUGUGCCUCCAACCACUGCAACUGACGCAACUGAGACAACCACCACAGCUGUGCCUCCAACCACUGCAACUGAGAUAUCCACCACAACUGUGCUUCCGACCACUGCAACUGUCACUACUGAGAUGAGCACCACAACUGUGCCUUCAACCACUGCAACUGACGCAACUGAUGCAACCACCACAACUGUGCCUCCAACCACUGCAUCUGAUGCAACUGAGACAACCACCACAGCUGUGCCUCCAACCACUGUAAAUGAUGCAACUGAGACAACUACCACAACUGUGCCUCCAACUACUGCAACUGAAACGACCACCACAGCUGUGCCUCCAACCACUGCAACUGACGCAACUGAGACGGCUACCACAACUGUGCCUCCAACCAGUGCAACUGACGCAACUGAGAUGAGCACCACAACUGUGCCUCCAACCACUGCAACUGACGCAACUGAGACAACCACCACAACUGUGCCUCCAACCACUGCAACUGAGAUAUCCACCACAGCUGUGCCUCCAACCACUGCAACUGAUGCAACUGAGACGGCUACCACAACUGUGCCUCCAACCAGUGCAACUGACGCAACUGAGAUGAGCACCACAACUGUGCCUCCAACCACUGCAACUGACGCAACUGAGACAACCACCACAGCUGUGCCUCCAACCACUGCAACUGAGAUAUCCACCACAACUGUGCUUCCGACCACUGCAACUGUCACUACUGAGAUGAGCACCACAACUGUGCCUUCAACCACUGCAACUGACGCAACUGAUGCAACCACCACAACUGUGCCUCCAACCACUGCAUCUGAUGCAACUGAGACAACCACCACAGCUGUGCCUCCAACCACUGUAAAUGAUGCAACUGAGACAACUACCACAACUGUGCCUCCAACUACUGCAACUGAAACGACCACCACAGCUGUGCCUCCAACCACUGCAACUGAUGCAACUGAGACGACUACCACAACUGUGCCUCCAACCAGUGCAACUGACGCAACUGAGAUGAGCACCACAACUGUGCCUCCAACCACUGCAACUGAUGCAACUGAGACAACCACCACAGCUGUGCCUCCAACCACUGUAAAUGAUGCAACUGAGACGGCUACCACAACUGUGCCUCCAACCAGUGCAGCUGAUGCAACUGAGAUGAGCACCACAACUGUGCCUCCAACCACUGCAACUGACGCAACUGAGACAACCACCACAACUGUGCCUCCAACCACUGCAAAUGAGAUAUCCACCACAGCUGUGCCUCCAACCACUGCAACUGAUGCAACUGAGACAACCACCACAACUGUGCUUCCAACCACUGCAACUGUCACUACUGAGAUGAGCACCACAACUGUGCCUUCAACCACUGCAACUGACGCAACUGAUGCAACUGAUGCAACUGAUGCAACCACCACAACUGUGCCUCCAACCACUGCAUCUGAUGCAACUGAGACAACUACCACAACUGUGCCUCCAACCACUGCAACUGACGCAACUGAAAUGAGCACCGCUACUGUGCCUCCAACCACUGCAACUGAGAUGAGCACCACAACUGUGCCUCCAACCACUGCAACUGAUGCAACUGAGACGGCCACCACAGCUGUGCCUCCAACCACUGCAAUUGAUGCAACUGAGACAACCACCACAACUGUGCCUCCAAACACUGCAAAUGUCACAACUGAGAUGAGCACCACAACUGUGCCUCCAACCAGUGCAACUGAGAUGAGCACCACAACUGUGCCUCCAACCACUGCAACUGAUGCAACUGAGACAACCACCACAACUGUGCCUCCAACCACUGAAAAUGACACAACUGAGAUGAGCACCACAACUGUGCCUCCAACCACUGCAAAUGUCACAGCUGAGACAACCGCCACAACUGUGCCUCCAACCACUGCAACUGACGCAGCUGAAACAACUGCCACAGCUGUAGUAACAACUACCUCAGAUACAGAAACAAUCACAACUGUGCCUCCAACCAGUGCAACUGACACAAUAACCACAGCUGUGCCUCCAACCACUGUAGCUGAUGCAACUACCUCAGCUGUGCCUCUAACCACUGCUGCUGAUGCAACUACUACAGCUGUGCCUCCAACCACUGUAGCUGACGCAACUACCACAGCUGUGCCUCCAACCACUGUAGCUGAUGCAACUACCACAGCUGUGCCUCCAACCACUGUAGCUGAUGCAACUACCACAACUGUGCCUCCAACCACUACAGUUGAUGCAGAUGAGAUUGCCACAGCUUCAGUAACAACUACCUCAGAAACGGAGGCAACCACCACAGCUGUGCCUCCAACCACUGUAGCUGAUGCAACUACCACAGCUGUUCCUCCAACCACUACAACUGACGCAAUAACCACAGCUGUGCCUCCAACCACUGCAGCUGAUGCAACUACUACAGCUGUGCCUCCAACCACUGCAGCUGACUCAACUACCACAGCUGUGCCUCCAACCACUGCAGCUGAUGCAACUACUACAGCUGUGCCUCCAACCACUGUAGCUGACGCAACUACCACAGCUGUGCCUCCAACCACUGCAGCUGAUGCAACUACUACAGCUGUGCCUCCAACCACUGUAGCUGAUGCAACUACCACAGCUGUGCCUCCAACCACUGUAGCUGAUGCAACUACCAUACCUGUGCCUCCAACCACUGUAGCUGAUGCAACUACCACAGCUGUGCCUCCAACCACUGUAGCUGAUGCAACUACCAUACCUGUGCCUCCAACCACUGUAGCUGAUGCAACUACCACAACUGUGCCUCCAACCACUGCAACUGAUGCAGAUGAGAUUACCACAGCUGCAGUAACAACUACCUCAGAAACCACAGCUGUGCCUCCAACCACUGCAACUGAGACAACUGCCACAAAUGCCACUCCAAGUUCCACAAAUGCACCCUUAAGUACCACAACACCACCGUUCAGCACCAUUACCACAACCCCAACAGUUACAACCACAAUACCAAACAUCUCAACCCCAAAAGAGGCAACAGCCCAGGCCUUGGUGCAUAUACAGAUGAAGUUAAUUUCUUAUGGCGGCAUUAGCAAUGGAACCAUCACUGAAAUUGUUGAACAGUUUUUAAGACAGCAGCUCCUGAAUGGGACCACUGACACAGUCACAGUGACAAACAUUGAAAGCACUAGCGUGGCCCCGUAGAAGCUUUGGGUGGACAGAAAUCAUCAAAAAUUAAUGUAUACAGACAGUAAUUCAAGGUUGUGCUGGUCCUACUGUUUUAGCACAUGGUAAAGGGGUACUUCACCUGAACUGUUUCAUCUAACAUUGUACUCCACUGUGCUGAAGUGGUCUACAGACAAUAUGAUCAAACUAUCAGACCUACCUGGAUUGUACUUCUGGUGUAAGAAAAAGUGUUUUAUGAUGAAAAGACAGAGAUAAUUUUAGGCCCAGUCCCCUCUUACGCCUUUUUAUCAUCAGUUUGUCAAAUUAAAUAACAAAGAACAUCGCUUCAAGUCAUCACUGAGACUCAUUUCACUUUGCAUAAUCCUCAAAAAUUAUAAUUAUUAGUAUGAUCAUAAUGUCUGAUGUAUGAUGCACUUUUUGCUCCAGUACAGUGUAAAUACAGUGCAACGUAAAGCUACUGUCAAGCAAUCCGAUCUGUCAAAGAGGAUUUUAGGGGGCACCAUUAAUUCUCAUGACUGUAACUGGAGGAGCAGCUGAUAUGCUGCCAAUUCUCACGAUCAGGAAGUUAAUAAACUAUGCGUUUGUGUUUGGAAAGAUCUCGCUGAUUUGAAAUGAUAACCUUGCGUGAGUUCCUCAUUCACAAGUAAAAUGUCAGAGAGAUAAACAAUCUGUCAAGUUUUACUUUCAAAAUGCAUGCAACAUGCAUUAAUGAUCAAGUGUGUAUUUUUGUAUUUAAUUAGGUUUGUUUUUGCCUGUGUGCCCUGUUCCAGCCUCUGUCCAUUUGAUAAAUUUGUCUGUCCAAGUAUUGGAAUAUAUAGAAAUGUGUAACAAUGUGAUGCACUGAAGCAGGAUAUUUGUGAUCCUGAACUUAGGCCAGUAUGCUGCUGUGCAGCAAAGUGUUUUUCUUUUUUUACACCUGCAGCCAAAUGUUUUUCUUCUCACAUCUACGAUUCUUCAAAUUAUUAUUUUUUUAUUUUUUUCAGAUGUAAUCUAGUUUUUAAAAAUUGUUAUUUAUCGUCAUAUUUUGUUUGUAGCCUCAGUGGUUUAAGGCGGCAUGAUCAUUGCUGCACUGUCACAGUCAAAGCUGAUCAACUUUCUGCUUUUGCUCAGAUUAAAUAUUAGAUUUAUAACACGAGAUUAGCUGCCUUUUCAAUGUGAUUUAUGUCCAUUUGAAAGAUGAAUAAAAAGACAAAUCUA